Molecule: messenger RNA, 2371 nt
Organism: Phalaenopsis equestris
Lineage: Eukaryota; Viridiplantae; Streptophyta; Magnoliopsida; Asparagales; Orchidaceae
Product: DEAD-box ATP-dependent RNA helicase 16
Exons: 15
Coding region: 364-2172 (602 amino acids)
Cellular component (GO): nucleolus
Molecular function (GO): ATP binding; RNA helicase activity; nucleic acid binding
Source: RefSeq, a predicted model, not a curated record
CCCUCACCUCCCGUCUACGGGUUUCGUCCGAAACAACUGGAAUUCUCCUCCUUCUGCGCUCCUACCCGAAACAAGUGAGCAAGUCAGCCCUCGUUUUUCUCCCCCUUCCUAUCACCUCCCUUCGCGCUCUUCAGCUCCACUAAAUCCCGUAAAUCUGUCAUCAAACGGGAUUCACUAAAUCCGGGCCGAUUUAAGGCAAAACAGCGGAUAAACGGGAUUCAAGAUCCUGUAGGAUUUAAAGUUGUAAUUUUUCUGCUGUUUGGCGGGGUUUAGGUUAAAUCCUGCUACUAAACAGCCUCGGAGAGUGUAUCGAGUCAUCUGCUCAUUUAUUACUGUCACAGGCAUCGCAAGCAAAAAGAUAGCAUGCCACCUGCGGCCAUGGCGAACCAUUGCAAUCAGAAAGAGCAGGAUGAAGAGGAUGAAGACUUGAGCUUCGAGGAAUUAGGUCUAGACCCGCGAUUGAUCCGAGCUCUAUUUAAGAAGAGCAUAACAAAACCGACCCCCAUCCAACGCGAGUCCAUCCCUUUGAUCCUCGAGGGCAAAGAUGUUGUUGCACGGGCAAAGACCGGAUCUGGAAAGACAUUUGCUUAUCUUCUUCCUCUUCUUCAGAAGCUUUUCUCCGAGAUUGGCUGUCCAAAAAAGUCCGGAUCCAGCGCUUUCAUACUUUUGCCUACCCGGGAACUCUGUCGCCAGGUUCAUUCCGAAGCCAAUUCUCUCCUGGAGUUAUGCAGGGUCCAGUUGAAGGCUAUGCAAAUUUUGAGCGACAUGUCUGCCGUGGACAUGACUGUUGCACUAUCAGGACCUCCAGAGUUAAUUGUAUCAACUCCGGCAUGCGUUUCAACUUGCAUUUCAAGAGGAAUUAUGCAGGCUUCGUGCAUUAAGGAUUCACUUUCGAUGUUAAUUUUGGACGAGGCAGACCUCCUCCUUUCUCAUGGAUAUGAAGAUGACUUGAAGAAUCUUGUCCCUCAUAUUCCAAGGCGCUGCCAAUGUCUUCUGAUCUCUGCCACAUCAAGCUCUGAUGUUGAUAAACUAAAAAAACUUGUGCUUCAUAAUCCAGUUGUUUUGACCCUGGCAGAUGCAAAUCACCCAACGAAUGAAAUUAUCCCAAAAAAUGUCCAACAGUUUUUGAUUUCUUGCAGUGCCAAUGACAAGCUGCUUUAUAUGCUUGCGCUUUUGAAACUGGAACUUGUUCAGAAAAAGGUGUUGAUAUUUGUCAACUCUAUUGAUACAGGGUUCAGAUUAAAAUUAUUUUUAGAGCAGUUUGGAAUAAGGUCUGCUGUCCUAAAUGCCGAACUGCCGCAUAAUUCUCGUUCUCACAUACUUGAGGAGUUUAAUGCAGGUCUAUUUGAUUAUCUAAUUGCGACUGAUGAAAAUAAGGAGAGAGAUCAAAAUAGCGCAGACAAACACAAACAGACCAAAACCAAAGGCUCUAAAAAACAUUUCAAGCAGAAGUUGGACGCUGAAUUUGGGGUUGUCAGAGGAAUCGACUUCAAAAAUGUAUUUACGGUGAUUAACUUUGAUAUGCCUCAAAGUUGUGAAGGUUAUGUACAUAGGGUCGGGCGGACUGGAAGAGCAUUUAACAGCGGUGCAUCCAUUUCUCUUGUUACCCCUGAGGAGGAUAAAAUUAUUGAGAAAGUUAAGCUAACAUUAGGUGAAAGUGGAGACAAGGAUAUCUUAAGCUAUAUUACACCUUUUCCUUUACUCACAACAAAUGCUGUUGAAUCUCUACGAUACAGAGCUGAGGAUGUUGUCAAAAGUGUGACAAGAUUUGCAGUUAGAGAAUCACGCGCUCAAGAUUUAAGAAACGAAAUCUUGAAUUCAGAAAAGUUGAAGGCACAUUUUGAAGAGAAUCCCAGGGACUUGGAUUUAUUGAAGCAUGACAAGUUAUUGAGUAAGAAUGCUCCCCCAGCUCAUCUUCGUGAUGUCCCUGAAUACCUCCUUGAUCCAGCGACUCAAGAAGCAAGCAAGACGGUUAAGCUUUCUAGAGCUGCAAUGGGAAUAGAUAACCGUAAGAGGCACACUGCUUUCAAUAAAGGAUUCCGAAAGAGUAAAGACCCACUCAAAUCGUUCACUGCUGAGGGAAGAAGAUCUCAUAAAUUAAACAAGAGAGAGAAUGACAAUGAAGACCGCAACAGCAGAAAAAGGAAAAGGAAGGGCUUGGUGUCUUCAUAGGAUUUUUUCAUUUAUUCUUUCUUUUCUGUAUUUGUGGUACAAGUAUUGAUCCAAGUUAUGAGCAAAAAUUGUGUUGAGCAAUUUUGGUUGGUUUAUGUUUUGUUCACAGCCAUUGUUUUGUGCACAUCACGUGCAGAUGCAUUGUUAGAGUGAAAACAAACAGUAAAGAUUACAAAAUAUAUCCCUUGUUUUGGUGUAA